ACAUUUCAGUGAUUCUGCAAAAGAAAAUCAAAAAAAUCAGAUAGCCAUGGCGGGGAUUGCAACCGUCACAUUUUCCUCCGGCUUCGCCAACGCCCCGCGGCUCCUCCAUCUCCGGCAGCAAUUUUUGGGAGCUUCUCUGUCCUUUUUAUACAAGCAGAGCUUUUCAAUGAUGGGUUUUAAUGGCCAGCUGCGGCAGAAGCGUCCAAAUUUUGCAAGAAAACUGGUUAUCAAAGCAGCAAGAACUGAGUCCAAAGGCGUCGAACUCGGUUCCAGAGCUCCCCAUUUCGAGCUUCCGGAGCCGCUUACCGGGAAAACAUGGACUUUAGAAGAUUUUGAAGCUUAUCCUGCUCUUUUGGUUAUAUUUAUUUGCAAUCAUUGCCCAUUCGUUAUCCACUUAAAAAAGGAUAUUGUGAAGCUUGCCAAUUUUUAUAUGAAGAAAGGACUUGCAGUUGUAGCGAUUUCGUCAAAUUCUGCAGUUACUCACCCACAGGAUGGACCUAAUUUCAUGGCGGAAGAAGCUAGACUGUUAAAUUAUCCUUUCCCAUAUCUUUAUGAUGAGACGCAAGAAGUUGCCAAAGAUUUUGGUGCUGUUUGCACACCGGAAUUCUUCCUUUUCAAAAAGGAUGGCCGUAGGCCAUUUGAGCUAGUUUAUCACGGACAGUUUGAUGAUUCAAGGCCAAGUAAUAAUGUGCCAGUUACAGGAAGAGACUUGAGCUUGGCAAUAGAUUGUGUUCUUAGCGGUCAACCUGUGCCAUCAGUUCAAAAACCAAGUAUUGGUUGUAGUAUAAAGUGGCAUCCAGGUAGGAAGCUGUGAUAGAGGAAGCUAAAUUUAGCCGUGGCAAGGUGAAUUUCAAGCAUGCUAGAAUCAGGGAGUUAUUACUCCGAGGAGGGUCUGAAGAAUUUGCUGUCACAUGUCUUUUGUUUUAACCUCACUAUCACAUGUGGAAAAGGAAAGCAUAUUUAAGACGACGUAAGUGUAUCUUUACUCAUCUUUGAUGAAAGCAGUGUUGGAAAAAGUUGGUAGGGAAUGUUGGUCCAUUUGCUUACCUCUUAUGUAAGUUCCAUCUGCUUCCUGCCAACCAAUUCCUCGUCCCUUUUAUUUCUUCUAGAAAACAUCCCAUGGGAUUGAAAGCUACUUUUCAAUUCCUUGGUCUCAUCAUGAACUGUCCAUCUGAUAAUUGGUACAUGUUUGAAAGUUUUCUUUUUUCUUUUUUUUCUUUUCAUGGUUAAUUUAUGGAAGAUGGUUUGUAACUGAUAGAAACUUUUACUCUUUUACUGAAUCAUUAUACAUUUUUGGUUCCCUAGAGAUGACAUGGUUUAAAAAUUCAUAAGCUGAUCCUAGUACUAAACUGACAGUAAAGAAUAGGAAUUAUGGCCUUUACAGAAUCUCAUUAUGUGGAAAUAGUUAUGCAUCAGCGGUAUUUUAUGUUCCUCCAAUUACAAUCUUGUUGGAGGAAAGAUCAUAACUGCAGGAAUGAAUUCAAACCAAAAAGUGGUUGUAUACAAGGCAAUAAACUCCUUUGAAUAUUAUCAAUCUAUACAGCUAAUUUGCUACUGGAAAAGAAAUGAUGGAACAAAAGAACAGGGCCUAACUGUGGAGUACUUAUUCUGAUUGCUGGGAAGGUGAUCUAAUUAGAGGUUCGGAAGAUCUUGAGAAGCUAGAACAAUGAAUAGCUGCUUUACUGUUACAAAUGUGGCCCUUUUGAAGUGAUUCUGGUUUCUCAAUGUCCUCGUUUUCAUGCUUGAUUUCUCUUAGCAUUGCUGCAACGUCCUUCAUUGUAGGUCUAUCAUUGGGGCUAGGAUUUACACAAAGUAGGGCCACCCCAAGAACUUGAAACAUCUCAGAUGUUCGUGUUCCUGAAAGUACUAGUAACUGUUGAUCAAGAAUUGAUGUGAACUCAGAAUGUUUAAUUCUCAGCUCGUGGUUUACCCAAGUGACUAUGUGGGCACCAUCUGGAAUCCUGGGAUCAUUUGGUUCCCUUCCUGUUAGGACUUCAAGCAGCACUAUGCCAUAACUGUAGACAUCACUUUUCUCUGUAAUUCUCAUACUAUAUCCAUAUUCUGCAAUGUGGGAGAUACCAUAGUAAGAAUUUAUGUGGAAACAAUCUGAUUACCAUAACAAAUUAGAAAGUUUCAGUUUCUAGAGGAAUAUUUUGAUAUAUGAAUAACUGUUGGGGGUAAUUCACCUCUUCUGGAAAGGAAGAUAGUGACUUUAUGGUGUAAAUUCUGAAAACAAGUUCAAUGCUGAAGCACAUUUUGGAAAAAGUUUGUAUGGGUUGGAAAGCUCAUGGAGUUUAUGGAGUUUUUGGUGCAUUCAGUAAUUGAUACUGCUUAGUACAUUGUGAAGUUUGGUGAAGUUUGUUGCACCAAUAGAGCACUGAAGUUUGAAGUGUAAUACUCACCUGGAGCCAUGUAGCCAUAAGAACCUGCUACGACAUUGGAAGCUCUUGCAUAAUCAGCACAAUCUACAAGUUUUGCGAGCCCAAAAUCAGCUAGGAAAGAUUCAAACUGUGGACCAACAAGAAUAUUGUUGGUCUUUAUGUCACGAUGAAUGAUUGGAGGAAUGCAGUCAUGGUGCAGAUAAGCCAAGCCAUCAGCUGCUCCAAGAAUGAUCUUAUACCGGGCUUCCCAGUCCAAGUAUAUCAUCUUAUGGUGAAUCACUUCAGACAAGCUCCCAUUACUGAUGAAGUCAAGCAAUAGAAGUCUAGUUUUUCCAUUGUUGCAGCAGCCAAGAAGCCUCACUAUAUUUUUGUGCCUAAUUGAUCCCAAGGUUCGUACUUCUGCAGAAAAUGAGUCUCUUUGAGAAAUCUCUUCAUUCUUCUUUGGCCACAGUUUCUUCACUGCAAUUACCUGUUGGUGUGCUGGUGUCUCCACCCUGUAGACAACUCCUGAUCCACCCUUUCCCACAAUGUUUGAUUCAGAAAGCUUGGGCAAAAUGUCAUUCACUGAGAAAUCCAGCUUCUGAAAUGGGGUGAAGCUCCAUUGCAGGCUGUUUUCUUCGUCAUUUCUAUUGAGCUUGUCUUCACGAGCUUUAAUAUAGAAGAUUACCCCGAAUGUGAAGACUCCGACAGUCACAAGAACACUUAUUACAACAAAGAUAAUGAGGUUCCUGAUGGUUUUGCUCUUAUCGUGCUCGCUGAAGUGACAUUGAGCUCUGUUAAUGCAGAGCUGUUGGUUACCAACAAAUGAAGCAAUUGGAAUGUCGUGAAAGAGCUUCGUAUUGGGGAGAAUGCCCGAGAACUUAUUGUACGAAACAUUCAGGGACAUAAGAUUGUCAAGGUUGCUUAGUACUGUCAGACUCCCUGUCAACAUAUUGUGGGAAAGGUCCAUGUUUGCUAGCUUUGAAAAAUUAGAAAAGCUUUCUGGAAGAGGUCCUGUUAAAAAGUUCCAGCUCAAGUUUAGUAGAAUAUCCAACCCUUGCAGCCGCCCUAUUUCAUCUGGGAUCUGACCAUUAAUACCGUUGCUGCUUACAUCCAACAACUGCAAAUCCUUACAGAAGCCUAGUGAUUUUGGUAUACUCCCAUUGAGGUUAUUUCGAUUCAGUACAAGUUUGUUUAAUGAUGUGAGCUUGCCCAAGUCUUCUGGAAUACGUCCUGAUAAUCUAUUCAGUGAAAGAUCCAAAACAUUCAGCUCCAUAAGGUUGACAAAAGAGAGAGGAAUGGUGCUUUCAAGCUGAUUUGAGUGCAAGUCAAUCAGUUCCAACUCCUUGCAGUUGCCAAUAUCAGGGGGUAUAGCUCCAUCAAAUUGAUUUUCUGAUAACUCGAGGAAAGUCAAGUUUUGCAACAACCCAAUCUCUGAAGGAAUUUGACCAUCGAACAUAUUUGAUCCCAUCCUUAAUCUGCUGAGACUGGUACAAUUUCCAAUAUCUGGCGGAAUCCCUCCAGAAAGCUUGUUGGAGAGUAGCAGCAGCUUGGAUAAGUUCCUGAGAUUAUACAGAUUCUUUGGAACUGAUCCAGUUAGGCUAUUGUGGGAGAGAUCCAAAGCCUGAAGCUUUUGACAGUUGGCCACUUCAGCUGGUAUGCUUCCAUUAAGCUGAUUUUCCCAGGCGAAAAACAGUGUUAGCUCCUUCAAAUUCCCUAUCGUGCUUGGAAUCUCUCCGGUAAAAUUGUUGUUAUCCAAUUCUAGUUGCCUCAACCGAGAAAAGUUGCCAAUAUACUGAGGAAUGAUCCCAGAGAUGUAGUUAUCAGACAAUAGGAGCUCCUCCAGAAGGCCUAAAUUUUGAAGAGAAGCUGGCAGUUCUCCACUCAGAAAAUUCAAGGACAAGUCCAUAACAAUCAAGCUUGAUGUGUUUCCAAGAUCUUCAGGUAUAGUGCCUCUCAGGUUGUUCUGCCACAACAACAAUCUUUUUAGAUUCUUAAGAAAUCCCAACCCAACAGGAAUUUCUCCAGAGAUUUGAUUCUCAUAAAUGAAAAGAUUCUCUAAUGCGGUGCAGUUACUAAUUCCUUGUGGGAUUUCACCCGUAAGAUUUGCUGUAUAAACUGAAAGUGUCCUGAGAUUCUUCAGUUCUCCAAUGCUACCUGGAAUCUGGCCUGAAAUACCCGUUUCUGCAAGACCGAAAAAAGUUAGCUGUUUGCAGUUUGAUAUUUGCAUGGGAAUUUCCCCAUGAAUUCCUAUGUUCCCGCCGGCACGAAAGAUUUCCAGGCUCCAUAAAAGGCUGAUUCCCAUUGGAAGCACUCCAGAGAGCUGGUUAUCAAACAGUUCAAGCUGCCUGAGUUGUGAACAGUUUCCGAUUUCUUCAGGCAUUUCACCACCCAAAGAAUUCGAGCUCAAAGACAGUACUUCCAAGUUGGAUAACAUUCCAAUCUCACGUGGUAUGAUCCCUGUUAGAGCAUUGAAACUGAGAUCCAAUCUCACCAGUGAUGACAGAUUUCCAAGGCCUGGAGGAAUUUCUCCGGUGAGGUUUCCAUCGGAUAAUACAAGGACAGUUAGGAACUUAAAGGAAAGCAAUUGGGUAGGAAAUGUAGUUGGAAGAUGGAUAGACGUGAUAGUGAGUUCCGAAACAAAACCACUUGUGGUGCAUCUGAUGUAGUCCCAUUGGCAUGGAUUUUGGUGGGAUUCAUCCCAUGAAGAAAAGAAAGAUGCAGAAGAAGAGGAGUUGAAGGUUGAAAGCCAAGACAAAAGAGAUUGGCCUUCUUGAUUCAAACCAAAAAUUCCAUGGAUUAGUAAUGGAACAGUACUGAGAAACAGAAGGAUGAUGGUUAUCUCUUUGCUAGAUGGCAACAUGAUCACAAUGCUGCUGUUGUUGUACUCUUCUUCAGAUAUUCAUUUGCAGGUUAUUCUGGUUCUUAGUACUGCAUUUACUGAAGGAAUAUUGCAAUAUUGCUAUAUCUGUCAUGGUUUUAGCAGCUCUGCAACAAAUGGAUAGGGCCCUUUUGGUUUCUUCAAGAAGUACUAUAUGAAUAAACUCCAAAGUGCCCUACAAAGUUUUCUUUUUCUGAAUCAGGAGAUGAAAGAAAUUCUCUUCCACACAGAUUUUGUCAAGGAUCUAUCAGCAACAGUGCAUGUGUCUGUGUGUGUUUUUAUGUGUGUGUGUGUGUGAGAGAGAGAGAGAGAGAGAGCGAGAUUAACUGUUCAUCUUUGAUGCAAUAUUGAUGUGGAAAGAUAUUGUAGUGCAUGAAUACCUUAGGGGAUGUCCCA
This is a messenger RNA of Oldenlandia corymbosa var. corymbosa, 5637 nucleotides long. The record is from the annotation of a GenBank genome assembly. NCBI's taxonomy places the organism in Eukaryota, Viridiplantae, Streptophyta, Magnoliopsida, Gentianales, Rubiaceae.